Molecule: messenger RNA, 1903 nt
Organism: Mixia osmundae IAM 14324
Lineage: Eukaryota; Fungi; Basidiomycota; Mixiomycetes; Mixiales; Mixiaceae
Exons: 3
Coding region: 320-1822 (500 amino acids)
Biological process (GO): proteolysis
Molecular function (GO): aspartic-type endopeptidase activity
Source: RefSeq, a predicted model, not a curated record
UGGACAAAUGCAACGAGUUUGUUGAUCAUCUUGGACAGAUGCGGACAAACAGUGACCAGCUGAGAGCGUCUGACCAGUGCUUCGCAGACGACGUCAUGCAAAUUGCGCUUGACAUCUGCUGACUUGGUUUGCUUCGUCCUUCUUAAGGUCUUGUCUCUUCAACAGCGUUCAGCUCUCGUCUCGACUCUGUCAAGUCUUGUUCGACUACAAGAAGCAGUGCAGUCCUUUGUAUACACACAAGCACACCUUGUCGACUACAUCAACACACGCACGCACAUACAGUCGCAUCUCCCUACUUGCGAAUCACUGAUCACUCAGCAUGUUCAUCUCAGCUGCAGUCUCGGGCUUGGCCGCCCUUGCCCUGCUGCCCUCGACCUCCGCUCGACCUGCUGCGUCUGCUGUACCAGAGCCGCUCAACAUUGUUGCACCCCCUACAUCAGAUGAGGGCAUCUCCAUCCCUCUCUUCAAGCGCAGCUACAAGCCCCUUACCAAAGAAGAUGGCACGAUCGACUGGUCUGCUACUCAGAGCCAUCUGUCUCGCAACUUUGUAAAGUACCAAAAGGGCAUUGUCGCCUACCAGAUCAACUCUGGUGACAGACUGCUCGACGCGCCUGCUCUCAGCAAGCGAGAGCUCGCCAAAAGAGCAGAGGAUCUCGAACGUCGCUCUGCUCAUCUCGCCGCACACGAGAUGCGACGUUCACUCGUGGACGACGAGUACCUGCCGACGAUCGAGGAAGCCUUCGCGCUCAAAGCCAAGCCUGGCUCUGCCAACCCCAAGGUCGCACACGCAAAGCAACGCGCGAAUGCUGCCGCUUCCACCGGCGAUGAGCUCUCUGCCACUUCGGUUCGCGCUGGUGGCAUUGCCCUGAAAGAUUAUAACAACGAUCUAUUGUGGGCUGGCCCAGUGACUAUCGGUACACCACCUCAGUCAUUCGUGAUCGAUUUCGAUACCGGCAGCGCCGACUUCUGGAUCCCCUCCAGCAACUGCACUACUUCUGCAUGCUCGUCGCACAACAAGUACGACGACGGUGCCUCGAGCACUUCCAGCCUCGUACCUGGCAAUCAGCUUAACGUACAAUAUGGUGACGGCUCGAGCACAACCGGCAGCGUCUUCACCGACACCGUCACUGUCGCAGGCCUGACAGUGGCCAAGCAGACCUUCGGCGCUGCUGCGACACUCUCCUCGGAAUGGUCCGACGAUCCUAUGGAUGGCAUUAUGGGCAUGGGCUUCCAGGCCAUCUCCACGCUCAACGUACCACCUUUCUUCUUCAACCUCGUCUCUGAAGGCAAGACGAAGAGCCCCCAGUUCUCCUUCAAGCUUGCUAGUGGCGGAGGCUCGGAGCUCUACCUCGGCGGUGCCAACUCUGCGCAUUACUCGGGCGCGAUCGAAUGGCACAGCGUACAGUCGCAAUCUUACUGGGUUCUCAACUCCAAUGUAUACAUCAACAAGACUCAAGCCGCAUCUGGCAUCUACGCCAUCAUCGAUUCAGGUACCACCGUCAUCGUAGCACCAACUGCCGAUGCUAGCUCCUUCUGGGCGCAAGUACCCGACUCCGGUGUCUACAACAACGGCUACUACACCUUCCCUUGCGAUUCGCCACCUACAGUCUCGUUCCAGUUUGACUCUGGCAAGAAGUGGAACAUCAAGGCUGACGAUCUCAAUCUUGGCGCGACAAGCCCAGGCUCUGGUCGAUGUGUCGGUGCCAUCGUCGGCCAAGACGUCGGCAUGAACGCAUGGAUCGUCGGCGAUACUUUCAUGAAGGGCGUCUAUACUACCUUUGAUGCUUCAGCUAAUCGUGUCGGCUUCUCAACUUUGACAUAAGCAUCGUUACAUCACACUCAAAAGGCAUCGACGCAUACAUCGCAAUCACACACUUGUGCUUAAUCUCGAACACGCUCACUG